GCGUAGUUCAAUGAGCGGGUGAAUCAUCUCUGUAAAGAGAUAAACAUUUACCCCUUUUCACCCGCGACAGGUCCCCCUUCUUUAAGACAGGCGACCCGACUGUACUUAUCUACCUGCGAUAAAGCAUGAAGGUUACCCUUGUUAACACUAACUAUAACACCAAUGUAAAAGAAAUGGAACUGAUAGGCAAUGAUUGUGAUCCUCGAAGGUUAUUGAAACUGAAUAAAAAUCGGGCACAGCCUUUCUGCUGGCACAGUUCAUUUUCAGUUUUGGUGUGAUACAGGUCUUUCAAGAUGUUCACCCUUUCCGAUGUAUUGUCCGACUGGCGGUAUUUUGACGUUGCCGUUGUGCGCUUCGCUGAGAUUGCCUUCCGUAAUCCUGUGAGCCGGUACCGUCGCCUGAAUGUAAGUGAUCGGAGGCUGUUUGCCACACUCCUAAACGAUGCUAAGGUUACGGGUACCUCUUUGGAUUUUACACCGUUUUCAGGGGAAGUUUGGGAAUUGGACUUCUAUUACAGUACGUAUCCCGGCUACGCGAAGUAUCGCGAUUUUUAUUCCCACAACUAUGCUAGACUUCUGUGGUGGCUUGAGUCAGGUGAGGAUGUUUAUCAUCCGUCCCCCCGACGUUCCGACUUCCAUUCAGAGGUUUUGUUCUCCACGGUGGAGGCUCGGCUGGCAGCCCGACUGGUCGCGCUGGAAGUUUUGAACCUCUGGGGGAGAAUCCGGAAUCUGAAGCCUUAUAAUUUUUUCCUUUGUCAAUUGCAAUCCGAGGGCAUCAUAGGCUAA
This is a messenger RNA of Daphnia magna, 785 nucleotides long. RefSeq lists its product as uncharacterized. Lineage: Eukaryota; Metazoa; Arthropoda; Branchiopoda; Diplostraca; Daphniidae. The record is from RefSeq and is a predicted model, not a curated record. Bases 294 to 785 code for a protein of 163 amino acids. The transcript has 3 exons.